UCUCUGUCAACUGUAUAUUUUAUACAUAAUAUGGAAUCGUUAAAUACCAUCGUUUCCAUUGUUUGGGCCAACUGACUUCGCUCGCUAGGGAUGUGCUUGGGCGAUUAUCGUAAUAAAGAACGUGUUAAUUAAGGACUCUUGUGUGCAAUUGAAGUAAGAGCAGAGUUUACCAGCUGACGCAUGUGAAAUUUCCUCCGAGAGGCCGCGGCGAAGCAUCGCGGCCACCAUGGCCGAUGCCGCCGUGGCGUCAAACGGGCAAACAUGCCUUGAGGAAAGCUCUCAGUUGACAGUAGAGCAAUCCUCGGUGGAUCCUGCGCCGGCUAGCAGCAAACCACGCCAUGAGGUCAGCCUUGCGGAGCUGCUGGAGCACUUCGCGUCCCUCCAACACGAUUAUGCACUGUUUAAAGAGGGUGGCAAGACCCGGCCUCCCACGGCCGCCGUGACAGAGGCGAUGCCACCAACCGCCGCGCCGCUUCAGGUCGCGGCGGUGCGGCAAGCGCCCGUCGCCGCUGUCAGCGCUGCAAGUAAAGCCCGACCAAACGCUCCGCGCUCCCAGUCCGUGCCGCCCAGCGCUCGCAUGCGCCGCAACACCUCUCCUGGACACGACGGGGGUCCUCUUCGUCAGCAGCAUCCUCCAUCACACCAGCAGCACCCUGUUCCAUCCGCUCGAAUGGCACGACCUAGUGCCGCGGCUGCGGGCCUUAGCCCCGCAGCCAACGCAGUAGCUGGUGUGUCCCGCUGGGGCGCAGAAAGGCAACCACACCCGGAGGCGUCGCAGCAGCAGGGCGUUGGGCGGGGCAGGGAGAGCGCUGCAGCUGAGGGCGCUGCCGGUAAGCCGCCUGUCAGCAACGCAAAGAAGAAGAAAAAGAAGGCGGAGCGGCCCCCGUGGCGGGACGACUUUGUUGAAGAGGCGUCGCCCUGGUCACGAGAGCUGGCGGAGGAGGCAGCAGCUACGGAGGCAGCGGCAGUGGCGCCAGCAGUCUCCGAAGCAGCUCCGCAAAAGGGACCUGGCCCUCAAAAGGGGCUGGCUGCGGACGCAAAAGGCAGACGGCCCGCCAGGGCUAGUAAGGACGGAGCCGCCUCGGAUGCUGGACCAGUGGAGCCAGCGGCGCGGCCGGCCGCACAGCCGGUUGUAGAGCAGCGCCCUGCGCGGCGGACUGUUUCCCCGGGUCAGGACCGGUUGCGGGCGGCUGCGGUUGCGGCUGCGAAGGAAGCCGGACUGCGACAGCAGCAGCUGUUGCAGCAGCAGGGAGCUCAGCAGCAGGUGGCCAGGGGCGGCAUGAUGCUGGUCAUUCCGUCGGGGCCGGAGCACCAACCCGGCCCACCUACCGCGUCUGGGCAGGGGCAAGGGCCGCCUGCGGGGCACGCUGCGCGCAGCAGCCCGGUUCGCGGCAGCCACAUCCCGGUCUCACCGGGCAUCUCCUCCAGCGGCAACAGCCCUGAAGACCCCAGGCGCUCAGAGUCUCGGCCCAGGACGCAGCAAAGCCGGAUACCCACCUACAACGGCCAGCAGCAGCAGGCGGGCGUUGACAGGCGUGACGCGACGCCCCCGCGGGAGCCGCUGCCAGCUGGGGUUCCCGCUAGGGGCAGUCCAGGGCGUGGGCCUCUGAACGUUGGUGCAGGCGGCGGGGGAAACAGGGUGGAUCGAUUGGUCUUGGACCCCAAUGCCGCGUCCCUAUCCGAUGACUCCCAUGCCGCCGGCCCGGCUGUGCACUCAUCACCGCGUCAGGCCGGCAGCUCAGCGGCGUCCGCGGCACACCAUGCGGGCAGCCAGCAGCGGAGGAGGCGCCAGUGGGACUUGCCCGGCGCUGCUGGCGGCAGCGGUGGCGAUGCUCGCAACGAUAGGCCGAGCUGGGUUGGGAGCAGGGUGUCAUCCGAUGGACACUUCCCAGCAGCAAGUGCGGCGAUUGCGGUGCCGGUUAGGUCGCAGCCCCACCCGCAGGCCGGCGGAGGCGGUGCCCCAGGGCCGCUGCCGCCGACCCUGGUCCCCACUCCGCCUUCUGGCUCCCCUCCAAGUCGCCCCAGCAGCCGCCCGGGCAGCCGCCCGAGCAGCCGUCCCGUCAGCACCAAUGGCGAGCCGCCAGGGGCCGGGCAGCCGGCUUCGGGCGCCUCCCUGGACUCCCACAGCAGCCGCGCGUCAACUCCCUCGUCCACUCCUCGGCAGCGGCCGCCGGCCCUGCCCCUGCCGCCGAGUGCGGCAGGCGGCUCCCGACGAAACACCGACGCCGGAGACCAGCCCGUGGAGGCGACCUUUGCACCCGUGCUUGCAGCCUCACCGGCUGGUCCAGGGCCGGGCUGCCGUCGCCGGGUCUCUGGAGGACUGGACUUGCCGCCCGGCGAGCCGUCUGUUGACCUUUCUGCGGCGCUAGGCGGCGUGCAGCCGCGGAUAUCAGGGUCUGGUUUGGGGGAAAGCACGAGCGGCGGCGGCGCGCCGCGUUCCGGUCCGGGGCCGCCGGGGCUGCGCCACAAUGAGGAUUACCUGCGGAAGCUCUCGGCCCUCAAGCGACCGGUGCCGCUUGACGCCAUGCGGCGUGUGACAGAGGAUGCGCUCUUCCUGCCGUCCCCAGCGGUGUCAGGCGGUGGAGCCGGGAGCGGCGGCGGUGGCAGCGGCGGCAGCGCCGGGCCCUCACGCAAAUGGAUGGACGCCGGGAACUGUGAUGCCCCGCUGUCGGCGGCGCCCGUGGAUGCAGUGGGCUCUGCGCCCGCUGCCGUACGUGCUGCCCGCAACCGGGUGCACUCGGCAGAGGUGUACGGCAGUAUGGGCAGCGGGGCCAGGAGCAGUGGCGGCGGUAGCAGGGGUGUUCCCAGCACUGGCGGUGCUGCUCCGGGUGAGGAUGCCGCGGAGGCGGAGGCUGGAGGGCGGUCGUCUAGGAACAGUCGUGCUCCGAAGCCGCAGCAUCACAUGCGGCAUAACAGCGACGGUGUGAGUGAUUUGCCUGUUUCAGCACCGUUGGUCGAAGCACCUGAGGCGGUGGGUGCCGCCAGCGAAGCGCAGCCGCACGACGGGGCCGGUCAGGCGCGUGUGCUAGGGCCCCUGAAGCAGGGAGCUGAGCAGGGCCCUGGCGCAGUACCGGCCCCGCGGGAGCCACGUGGGGAUGCGGGGGGAGCAGCUGGAGCAGGGAAUGGCGCCGCUGGGGUCAUUAGUGCGGAGCAGUACAUGGCCUUCGCUGUCCAAAACCCAGAUGUCGCCAUGGCUGCAGCGCAGGCUGCCAUGAACGUCAACUCCAAUCGAGCCCGACCCCGCUGGAAUCUGCCGCCGGAGCACCAGCAGCCGCGCCCGCAGCAGCCGGUGCUGCUGGGAGCUGCUGGCGCCGCGCCGCCCUGGGGCCAGCCGCAGCUGCAGCUGCCCAUGCAGCAGCCCCUAGCGGCUGCACUGGUAUCCUCAUCCGGUCUGGGCGGGCCCACGGUGUCGCUGCCGUCACCCGGCCCGUCCCCGCAGCAGCCGCACCCGCAUCCCCAUCCCUCCUUGAUGCUCCUGGGCGACAGUCAUGACUUGCGCCGCGUCAACUCGGAAGGGCCGCGCGCACCCUUGGGGCGGCAGCCGGGAGCGCCCAUGCUGGACCUGCUGCCGCAGCAGCAGUCGCUCGGCAGCACGAUACCGGGCGCGCCGUCCCUGCCCCUCCCGGCCUCUCAUGGUCCGCUGGGCCCUGGUGCCGCUAUGUACGGUGCGCCGUCGCCGCCCCUGCCGGUCGUCCAGGGGCUGUUCCAAGGGGGGCCCGGAGGAGUUGGCAGCUGGCCUGGCGAGGCGCCGGCGGAUGGAGGCGGAAGGUUGGGGCCUCUAGGAGCUGGGCCGGGCUACCCUCCGCCGUUGCAGCCUGUUCGGUCCGGCAUGUUGCCGCCUGGCGACAUGUGGGCUGGCGGCCCCGGCAUGCCCCCGCCCCCGCAGCACAUGCAGCCGCCGCUGCCUCCGCACAUGCAGCUCCCGCCCCAGCCCCCGCCGCAGCAGCAGUGGGGCGGCUACGUCCAGAUGCAGGGAUCCCGAGGCUACAUGGGAGGACCAGCAUCGGCGCCAGGCCCCAUGCCAGGACCGGGAGAGGCGCAUGGGCCACCGGGCUCCAUGCCAGAUCCUUACAGCAAGCCUCCGGCGUUCAAACGUGCUUCCAACGGUUACAACGAUGGGCAAGGCGGCCCUGGUCCCGGCUUUGGCCCGCUGCCCCCGGGUGUGCCCGGCCCCGGUCCCGGCCCCCCUGGCGGCGGCCCUGACCUGCCAGACUACAUGCGCGUGUCCAUGUCGCGCAUGGUCGCCGGCUGGUCCGCACCCAAUGCCAAGCACGGUGCGCUGUCGGGCUUCAACGACGUCUGGCAGUACCGGAACAGCAACAACAACCGACUGCCGCCCAGCUACCCCGGGCCCGGCCUGCCGACCGCCCCGGGGCCCCCCACAUCUGCGCAGGGCGGCAUGUCGCAGCCGCACCCGGCGAUGCUGAAUGGCAGCGGGCGGGCAGUGCCCCCCAUGAGAGGCGGCAGCGC
This is a messenger RNA of Astrephomene gubernaculifera, 4470 nucleotides long. Lineage: Eukaryota; Viridiplantae; Chlorophyta; Chlorophyceae; Chlamydomonadales; Astrephomenaceae. The record is from the annotation of a GenBank genome assembly.